This is a messenger RNA of Linderina pennispora, 4488 nucleotides long. RefSeq lists its product as uncharacterized. Bases 34 to 4404 code for a protein of 1456 amino acids. The record is from RefSeq and is a predicted model, not a curated record. Lineage: Eukaryota; Fungi; Kickxellomycota; Kickxellomycetes; Kickxellales; Kickxellaceae. Gene Ontology annotation, molecular function: P-type transmembrane transporter activity; ATP binding; ATP hydrolysis activity. The transcript has 2 exons. Gene Ontology annotation, cellular component: membrane.
CCCGAAUUGAUUUUAAUUUGUACUCUUAAUAGCAUGUAUUUCCACCGAUAUCUAAAUAAUGGCGACUGGCCAAGCAGAGCAGUGGCUGGGAUUAAUGUCUACAUGCUCAUAUUCCUCGCAAUUGCUAUGGCCACCUCAGCCAAGCCCAUGUGGAAUACAGGUAAAGCACCAGCAUCAUUAUGCGCAGACCAGCUACUUGACGUUGUAGUUAACAAGUAUCAAGCCAAUGGUGAUCUGUGCCCGGCGCAGCUGAACCAGAACAGACCCUGUCCCGCAAUCUGUGUUUAUGAUCUCGCCGAAUGUCCGCGUCCCGUGGCAUGCCCUGAUAACCAGGUGCUAUGCCAUGACGGCCUGUGUCAUGACUCAUGCACUGCCGACGUCAACAUGGCUAACCCAUGUACCUGCAGCUGGAGACCCAGUGCUGUGCCGGCAGCGGCAAGGGAUCUGAUUCCAUGUCCAUUGCUUAAAAAUGUAACUAUUUCGCAGCUGCACCUGUGGAACGCGACGAACCAGGUCCGGGAUGCAUGCAAUGCCGAUGCGCAGAUCAGCAACCCAAGCAGCUUUGGUAUCUGGGGAAACCAGUGGCCGCGGCGCACACGCGACGAGUCUGGCGUACGGGGCGUCUGGGUCCAGUGCCCGAAGGAGCCGCAGCUCAUGUAUACAUUCCGCGAACCCAUGUGGAUAGGUGUGUUCACGAUUCUGCUCGGUUACGUCGGAUUGCUCGGUAUCUGGUAUGCAGUAAAGCUACUCAGCGAGCAUAAUAUAACUAGUGCACUCGACAGCAGGGCUAGUCCAAGCGAUUCGGGGACCAACAUCGACACCAAGGCACUGAAGGUUGCGGUUGGCGAUCAUCAGGGAGGCGAAUUCAGCAGCAGCAAUAUUCGUCUGAGCGGCUAUCGCAACAACGUCUUUGGCACAGCGAUGAACUGGGGACUGCUGGCGCUGGGCGUAGUUUGGCUCGGCUACCUAUUGGCGCUUUCAGCAGAUUUUUACGGCAGUGUACCGGGGAUCGCUCCUGGAGCAGCCUGUGUUCUUUCGCUGGGGGACUGCACGCUCGGCAACCAGACAUUCAUCGUGAUGUGGUGCCUGUAUGUGUUCAUGGUUGUGACCUGCAAUGUGUUCCGUCACCGCCUGCGCAACUUCUUCCGCAUCAAGACAGCACCAGCGGAGGGCACAUUUGUAUGUGUUGAGCGCAAGAUUGACUCGCAGAUAAUGCUGCAAAACGAGCGCAGCUUCUUGGUCGACAAUGUGCGCCGGGUAGCCAACAUACUGAAGCACCAUUUGGGCUGGACGUGGUCGGUAAAUACAUCGCGGCAGCACAUUACCGCGCAUGGCCGCAAGUACUUUACAUACCAGUGCACUCGCUUUGUGCUUGACCAGACCACUGGCGAGUACACACCGUACACUUUUGAUCUGGGAGCCACGAACAGCGACCUUGUCGCCAACAGCCCUGGCCUAUCGACGGCAGAGGCCGAGUAUCGGAUGGAACUGGUCGGGCAAAACUUCAUUGAGGUGUCGGUUCCCAACUGGUUCUUUGCAUUCCUGCGCGAGGUCACCAGCUUCAUUGCAUUGUACCAGCUUCUGGCGCUCUUGCUGUUCAUCUAUGACUUUUACUGGCAGGCGGGCAUUGUCGAUCUGGGGAUUGUGCUGCUGGCGAUGACAUUCAGUACUGUUGUGCGCAAGCUGUCUGAGGAGCGGCUCAAGCGCAUGGCUGAGCAGGACGACCAAGUGAAUGUGCGUCGCAACGGCGACUGGGUGCAGGCAUCGUCACGCGAUCUUGUCCCAGGCGACGUCAUCCAGCUAACUACCGGUAUGCACAUGUCAUGCGACUGCAUUCUGAUUUCUGGAAAUGCUGUCGUCAACGAGUCAUCGCUGACUGGCGAGCCCCUGCCCGUGCGCAAGUUCCCGCUGCGUAAUGAUGACACGCUGUUCAACAUUGAGGCCAACAAGAACAACCAGCUGUAUGCUGGCACAGUGAUCAGCCAGGCGCAGGCGAUCGAGAAAUCGGCUGGCGACAUUUUGGCCGACCAACACGUGCUUGGGCUGGUGCACCGCACCGGCACGGCUUCCGACAAGGGUAAGCUAGUGCGCAAGAUCCUGUUCCCGCAGCCGCUGUCGUUUAUUUUCAACGAGCAGCUCAAGGUAGUGUUCAGUAUUCUGAUCGUCUACGCGCUAUUCUGCAUGGGCAUGGCGAUAUAUCUGUACAAGGGGUCGCCGACAGCGGUGUUCUUUUACGGAAACUUUUGCAUGCUGCAGGCUGUAUCGCCGCUACUGCCUGCUGGUCUGGUUGCAGGCCAGUCGAUGGCGGCAUAUCGGCUGAAGAAGAAGCGCAUAUUCUGUGUCGACCCGCAGCGCAUCAUGAUGGCCGGCAAAGUGCAGAUAUUCUGCUUCGACAAGACCGGCACUCUGACCAAGGAGGGUCUGGAAUUCUACGGCGGCCAGUGCGUGGAUGGCAAUGCCUUCCAGGGAUUUGAGAAUGCCUUGUCUAACACCAGUGUUUUGUUCCAGCAAGCCGUUGCCAGCUGCCAUGCUGUUACCGAUCUUAAUGGGCAGCUGAUCGGCAACCCUGUCGACAUCGAGCAGUUCCGUGCGUCGAACUCUACGAUCGAUCCAGCCCCCAAGUACCUUGACACUAUCAUCCCUGCUGGUGGCUCGUCCUUGGGCAAGCUGCAUGUCGUCCGCCGCUUCGAGUUUGUCCAUGCCCGUGCGUCGAUGUCAGUCGUUGUCAUGGAUGAGAUGACUGGCAAACUGCAUGUCUUUGUCAAGGGCUCGUUUGAGCGCAUCAAGCAGGUCUCAAACAGCGCUUCCGUGCCAUUGGAUUAUGACAGGACUUGUGCUGGGCUGGCGCGCGAGGGCUGCUAUGUUCUGUCGAUUGCGCACAAGCAGCUGGAUGUGACUCUGGAAGGGCUCAAGGAUCUGACCCAGGACAAGAUCGAGAGCAACUGCGAUCUGAUCGGCCUGCUGGUGUUCAAGAACCUGCUCAAGAACGACACAUCUGAUGCUAUUGCUGAGCUCAAGCACGGGUCCACUCGCACGGUCAUGGUCACCGGUGACACUGCGCUUACUGGCGUGUACAUUGCGAGGCAGUGCGGCAUGGUGCCAGCCAACAGCAAGGUCCUGCUUGGCGACAUGGACAAGAAAACGCAUAUGCUGGUGUGGACUGACGUCGAUACUGACGAGGAGGUGGCCGACAUUCGACCUUUAUUGACCGAGCUUGGCAGCGACGGAUAUCCGACCACAGAGCUAGCCCUGACCAGCGCUGCCUUCCAGCACCUGGAAUCGACCGGCGGACUGGCAGAAAUUCUGCUCAACACGCGCAUUUUUGCGCGCAUGAAGCCCAACGACAAGGUGCGGUGCGUGCAGCAGCACAUGGCCCACGGUAUCACGGCUAUGUGUGGUGACGGUGGCAACGACUGCGGGGCAUUGCGAGCGGCCCAUGUUGGUCUGGCACUGUCGGAUGCCGAGGCAUCGAUUGUAUCGCCGUUCUCGUCUAGCAACCGGUCAGUGCACUCGUGUGUAGAGCUCUUGCUCCAGGGCAGAGCCGGCCUGGCUAGCAGCUUCAGCAACUAUCGCGCACUGAUUCUGUAUGGCACCACGAUGACAAUGACCAAGCUGGUGAGUUUUUAUUUCGCGCUGAGCAUGUCGCAGCCCAUCUGGAUGAUAAUCGAUGCCCUGGUGGCUACCAGCAUGGCCAUCACGGUCACGUUCCUGCCACCGGCCAAGAGGCUCUCGCCGUUCCGCCCUACGGCACGGAUAUUGGGCCCCGAGAUCAUGUCGUCAGUUAUUGGUGUCGUUGUCAUCAACUGGGUGUUUAUUGUGGGCGCGUGGGUGUGGCUAUUCAGGCAGCCGUGGUUCCGGUGCCACGAGUUUGACGCAUCAAACACGAACGUGCUGAAAUGGUGGCUGCUGGGUGACAACUACGAGGCGGCCAUGAUGACAUACCUGAUCAUGUACAUGUUCAUCAACAACGGAUUCCUGGUCAACUACGGGUAUGUGCACCGGAAGCCGUGGUUCCACAACCCAAGCUUGAUAGCGGUGUGGGCGGGGCUAAUUAUCAUGAUUUCGUAUGCGCAGCUGGCACCGCCCAGCAGGCUGUCGUGUACGUUCCGGCUCAACUGCGGCGACCCAGACAAGCUGGUCGGGAUGGGAUAUGGGCGGCCAGGGUGGGAGAUCGAAAAGUACAAUGCGGUGGAUGGGCACAACAUCUUGCCUUCUGAUUUCAAGUGGAAGCUGUGGGUGUAUUCGAUCGGCAAUGUGGUGGCAACCAAUGCGUGGCAGACUGUGGUUGUUUACGGGCCGGUGCGCACAUGGCUCCGCAGGAAGCGCCCGCUGCAGGAGGCUCAAGCUCAAGCUCUGAGGGAUAUUUUUUUCUCACGUCAUGCAUUCAUGACGCAAACCAAAUAAUCACAUUCUGCUCUCUCCUGCCGAGAACAAUCGUAUUUUUCUGUUUGUCAUUAUAUAAAAAUCUCCCUAUUCCCACCCCCCAAA